AUGAAGUUUUCACAGUCCAUCAUCGCUGUGUCUACUGCCGUCGGCAUCGUCACUGCUGCACCUCUCACCGAGCGCCAGGCACCCGCUAUCACUGAUGCCGAUAUUCUCAACUAUGCUCUUACCCUCGAGCAUCUUGAGGACAAGUUCUACCGUGAGGGCCUUGCCAAUUUUACACAAGCGCAAUUCGCAGCUGCUGGCUACGACGCAACCUUCUAUGCAAACAUAAUGAGGGUCUCUAGUGACGAGACUGCUCAUGUCGACUUCCUGACAACGGCCUUGACAGCGGCUGGUGCUACACCUGUUGCGGAAUGCACCUACGCUUUCGGCAUCACCGACGUUGACAUGUUUGUGGCCACUGCUUCAGUCUUAGAAGGCGUUGGUGUCAGUGCCUACCUUGGCGCCGCUGCCGAUAUUCUGAGCAAGGACUACCUUACUGCAGCCGGCUCCAUUCUCACUGUCGAGGCCCGUCACUCGUCGUACCUUCGUUCAUCCAUAAAAGAGUCUCCUUUUGCCCAGCCAUUCGACACACCUCUGACCAUCGACGAAGUUUAUACCAUCGCCGCGGCAUUUAUCACCUCUUGCCCGGCUAGCAAUCCAAAGCUCCCUGUCAAGGCCUUCCCUGCGCUGACUCUCGACCCCUCUACCCCCAUGCCUAUAAAAUCCGGCAGCGUGGUCACCCUCUUGACCCCCGGCUACACCCUCCAGCCUGCUAGCGGUGUCGCCACGAUCUAUGCCGCUUUUAUCUCAGUCACUGGGCCCACUUUCGUCGCGGCAACUCCAGUCUCUGGCGGCUUCUCCGUUACUAUUCCCAAAGGCUUCUACGGUCAAUCAUACUCUGUGCUCACAAGUUGCAACGAGACUGUCACAGAUGACACGACAGCGGCUGGCCCAGCGCUAAUUGAGGUUCGUCAAUUCCCCCAGUACAGAUAA
Molecule: messenger RNA, 930 nt
Organism: Venustampulla echinocandica
Lineage: Eukaryota; Fungi; Ascomycota; Leotiomycetes; Helotiales; Pleuroascaceae
Exons: 3
Coding region: 1-930 (309 amino acids)
Source: RefSeq, a predicted model, not a curated record